GGAUAUUAACAAAAGCAAAGUCAACUAAACCUUCUCUCUCUCUCUCUUCCCUUAUUCUCUUUUGACUGCGCCACCGCCAAAUGUUUCCCCGUCGAACCUCCGUCGUCUACAUCCUCCUCAUCUUCACCAUAUCAUCCUCUUCCCUAGUCUCAGCUCAGAACUCCACCUGUCCUCUCGACUUCUCCGUCCUACAACCCUUCAAACGUCCAAGACCAGACGGCACCACCACCUGCCAAUACCUCCUCCAAGGCCUCCGCCUCGUCUACUCACACCACCUCCGUCAAACCGGUUCCUUCACCCCACCUCUCUCCUCCGCCGCCUCUUGCUGGGACGCUUUACAGUCUUCAAUCUCCGGGUUCCUCCCUCGCUUCGACGUCAGAUCAAGAUGUGGUUUCCAGACGCCUUGGAUCUCUCAGGGAUGUAUGAACAUCACCACCAGGUCUCAGUUUGAAGCCUUGAUCCCUAACUCAACUCUGAGCACGGCUGUGAUGAGAUGUAACCUCUCUCUUGAGAGUAAUACUCCUUGUGCUUCCUGUACUCAGAGCUUGUCUGCGUUUCAGGCUUAUCUCACUGGAGAUUCUAUAGGAAACGUCUCUGAUUGUACUGCCUUCUCGUCGAUCUACGGUGCUGCUUUCGCUAAUAGGUUCGGUCCGGUGGAUAAAGGUACAGCGAAAUGCUUGUUUCUUCUUGAUCUUGCUUCUUCUAGUAGUAGCGGGUCUGGUAAGAAGGUGGUGAAGAUAGUUGUUCCGUUUCUUGCUCUGUUUCUUGUAUCAUCCGGUUUGAUUCUUUGGUACUACAUGAGGAGGAGAAAGAGAGACUUCAAGAUGAGGAAGAUGAAGCUGAGAGAUAGUUUAGAAGCGGGUACACGUUCUAGGCUAGACUCAAUGAGCGAGAGCACAACUCUAGUUAAGUUCACUUUCGAAGAGAUCAAGAAAGCUACCAAGAACUUCUCAAGGCACAACAUCAUAGGCAGGGGAGGUUAUGGCAACGUGUUCAAAGGCGUGUUGCAAGACGGCACUGAAGUUGCUUUCAAGAGGUUCAAGAACUGUUCAGCUGGUGGAGAUGCUAACUUUGCUCAUGAAGUUGAGGUUAUUGCGAGCAUACGCCACGUGAAUCUUCUUGCCCUGAGAGGCUAUUGUACAGCUACUACGCCUUAUGAAGGUCAUCAGAGGAUCAUUGUGUGUGAUCUUGUGAGUAAUGGUAGUCUUCAUGACCAUCUAUUUGGAGAGUUAGAGACUCAUCUCGCCUGGCCUUUAAGGCAGAGGAUCGCGCUUGGGAUGGCGAGAGGAUUAGCUUAUCUACAUUACGGCGCGCAGCCUUCGAUCAUUCAUAGGGACAUCAAGGCUAGUAACAUUCUCUUGGACGAGAGGUUUGAAGCUAAGGUUGCAGAUUUUGGGUUAGCUAAGUUCAACCCUGAAGGAAUGACGCAUAUGAGCACGCGUGUCGCGGGUACAAUGGGAUAUGUAGCUCCAGAGUACGCGCUCUACGGGCAGUUAACAGAGAAGAGCGAUGUGUACAGCUUCGGUGUGGUGCUUUUGGAGCUUCUGAGUGGGAGAAAGGCCAUUGUGACGGACGAGGAAGGGCAGCCUGUGUCAGUAGCUGACUGGGCGUGGGCCCUUGUCAGAGAAGGGCAGACGUUGGACGUGGUGGAAGAUGGUAUGCCGGAGAAGGGAACUCCGGAGGUUAUGGAGAAGUAUGUGCUGAUAGCAGUGCUUUGCUCUCACCCUCAGCUACAUGCUAGACCGACAAUGGAUCAAGUGGUGAAGAUGCUGGAGAGUAAUGAGUUUACUGUUAUCUCUAUACCUCAACGGCCGAUUCCUUUGGUGGCUUGCAGGGAGGAGAUAGACCGCUCUGUUAGUAGCAGUAGUGGCUCGGGGAAGUUGACUAGUCCCACGGGUUAUCAGGCCUUUUCCUUUGGAGCUGAUGGACCCCAAAGCAAAUAAGUUCAAUGUGUUUUUAGCUGGUAACUUGUGAAUAGUGUUAGUGUACAUUCAUUUCAUUCUUUGAUGGUUUUGUCACUUAAGCAUAUGAUAUAUCGCUUCAAUAAAUUUAUGGUUGUGUAAUCUCUUCGUCUUCAAUCCAGAGAUAACUGAAAGAUACGGUGUAGGUCCAUUAGAUAUAUAAGUCGCC
Messenger RNA from Eruca vesicaria subsp. sativa (arugula), 2130 nucleotides. NCBI's taxonomy places the organism in Eukaryota, Viridiplantae, Streptophyta, Magnoliopsida, Brassicales, Brassicaceae. The record is from the annotation of a GenBank genome assembly.